CUCCGAGUCUUUCUUGCCAGCAGGUCCUCGGAACUCCAUGAUCCUUCAGCCGCCCAUGGAUCUGGGUCGCCCGGCCGGGGCCCAGAAAGACCCCAGGGAAGCACAGGGGCCAGACAGGACCCUGGAUGCCUGCUCCCUUCCCCAAGGAAUUCAGCCCCAGAGCACCAGUCAAUUGCUGGAGGAGGAUCAGGACUCUCUUCAGAAGCAUUUCUUGUCUGAGGAGAACAUGAUCUCCCAUUUUUCCCAUCUCAGCCUAGACAAUGAUCACCCCUGCUGUGGACCAUCCGUAGCUUUCUCCAUGGGCACUCCAGCCCCACCAGUGAUCAGGCCUUUGGAAGACUCUCUUCACUCAACUGGGGAUCUUGGGGUCCUCUGCCCCAGCCUCCUGCUGGCCCUGAAUCCCCACUCGGAGCUGCUCCUUUGGCAAUAUCCAGGAAAUCAAAUCCCAGAAACCCUUCGUCUGCUGAGAUUGGGGGGCUCCCAGGUAUACCAAAAUCACAACCCCCAUAGUGGGGAGGCAAUGGAGCUCUGAGCCUCAAGCAACUGCCCCUGUCCCUCAGGAACUCUGGCCUAUCAGUGACCCUAACUCCAACUCCAUGAGUUGGAGAUGGACAGAAUCUGGCUGUCUCUGGAAGCCACAGACACAAAGACCAAAGAUGUGGAAGAGGGUCUAGACACCCAUAUAUUGUACACAGAAAUAGAUAAUUGUACUCUCUAGUUUGAGAUAGGUCUUUUACCUACAUACAAAUUCAAGAGAUGGUCAAGGAAAUAGAACCAUAGACUUUCAAGAGGAUAAGGAACAUCUUUGGGGAUGGGGUCUUUGUGAAAUCAAAAUAAAGAUUUCUGGGUGAUAAAA
Molecule: messenger RNA, 856 nt
Organism: Monodelphis domestica (gray short-tailed opossum)
Lineage: Eukaryota; Metazoa; Chordata; Mammalia; Didelphimorphia; Didelphidae
Gene: HCFC1R1
Product: host cell factor C1 regulator 1
Source: RefSeq, a predicted model, not a curated record